Molecule: messenger RNA, 1041 nt
Organism: Habropoda laboriosa
Lineage: Eukaryota; Metazoa; Arthropoda; Insecta; Hymenoptera; Apidae
Product: trypsin-3-like
Exons: 6
Coding region: 1-1041 (346 amino acids)
Biological process (GO): proteolysis
Molecular function (GO): serine-type endopeptidase activity
Source: RefSeq, a predicted model, not a curated record
AUGUUCGGUACAUUGCUGACGUUCUUCUUCCUGUCUAUCCUAAGGAAUCACGUUCUCGCACAGGAGGCGAUUGUUUUUGACAGUAUGACGACAACUAUGUCAUCAAGUAACAACAUGAAUAACGGCAUGUCUUGCUGUUGCGUUUUAGCAGGCACUUGUCCAUCCGUCAAUACAGGAAUCGAUAUUCGAAUUGUUAAUGUAGUUUCUAAUUGUUCCGCUGGACAAGUAUAUUGUUGCACACGUACUUCAGGAAAUUUGGUCGAUACUUCUUGCGGUGUUAGAAAAAUUCCGGAAAGUUCACAUCCUCAGGGUCAAGCCAGUUACGGUGCAUAUCCAUGGCAAGCUGUGCUUUUAACGACUAAUAACGUUUACGUCGGUUCUGGCACUCUUAUUAGCCCAAAUCAUGUGCUAACUGUUGCUCACAAAGUAGAAUCUUACAUAAAUGGAGGACUUAAGGUGAGACUAGGAGAAUGGGAUGGACAGUCUACCAGUGAAUCUUAUUCAACUAAGGAAUAUUCAAUUGCAAAAAUAUCUGUGCAUCCUCAAUUUAAUUCUGUUAAUCUUCAAAAUGAUGUAGCUUUAUUAACUUUGAGUGGUACUGUUCCUAUUUCAAGCAGUCCCAAUAUUAACACUGCAUGUUUUCCUUCAGGAAUACCUGCAGAUUAUACAAGAUGUUGGGUGUCAGGUUGGGGGAAGGAUGCAUUUGGCAUGAAUGGCAAAUACCAAAGUAUAAUGAAAGAAGUGGAUGUACCAAUUAUUGAUCAGUCAACCUGUCAAAAUUCUCUUCGACAAACUAGACUUGGACAGAAUUUCAUUUUAAACAAAAAUAGUUUUAUAUGUGCAGGAGGUGAACAAGGAAAAGAUGCAUGCACAGGUGAUGGUGGUUCACCAUUAGUAUGUCAAAAUGGGAAUGGACAAUGGCAAGUGGUUGGAAUGGUUGCAUGGGGUAUUGGUUGUGCAACCAGUAAUGUUCCUGGUAUAUAUGUAAAUGUAUAUAAUUACAUUCCAUGGAUCACACAACAAAUAAGUCAAAGCAAAUAA